AUGGCAUUUAACAACAUCAGUCAAUCUUUUGCUGGAGAAAAUGAACAUGGCUGUGGCGAUGGUGCAAAAUUUUUACGCGAACCUGGUAUACCCCCUUUCAUAACGAAGACAUAUGCUAUGGUGGAGGAUCCGAAUACAAACUCUAUGAUCAGUUGGAGUCCAUCUGGUACUAGUUUCGUUAUUUGUGAUCAUAUUAGAUUUAGCUUCGAGCUUCUACCCAAAUAUUUCAAGCAUACUAAUAUGUCAAGCUUCAUUUAUCAACUCAACAACUACGGGUUCAAGAAGAUUGGACUUCAAAAAUGGGAGUUUGAAAAUUAUUGGUUCCAAGCAGGGAAAAAACACUUGUUGACUAACAUAAAGAGACGAGACAGAAAUCUCAAAGUCCAAAAAGAUUUUAAUCAACAAACUUACUAUUACGGGGUAGAGGAAGAGUUAAGGAGCCAGAGAGAUCUCAACGAUACGUUGAAGUCAGAAAUCGAGAAGCUGAAGGAGAGACAAGACGAUUUUGCUAAUGGAAUCGCGUCUUUGAAGGAAUACUUGGAAAAUUCAGAGUCAGAGUCCAGGAAACUUCUCUGUUUCCUGGCAAAAGCGGUUAAGCAAGUUGAAAUCAAGUCUGGUACGAAGCGUGUUGUGGAGGUUAGAGAUGUAAUUGCCAAGAAACAUAGAGCAGAGGAUACUGCUGGAAGUAGUAGCAACAGCUCGGAGAAGAAAAACAUGGAUGAUUUUUCAGUUGUUAAACUAGUACACGAUAUCGUGAAGAAGCCUAAGAUUGAUGGAGGAAGUGAAUGA
Lycium barbarum (goji berry) is the source of this 789-nucleotide messenger RNA. RefSeq names its product heat stress transcription factor A-2-like. Gene Ontology annotation, cellular component: nucleus. Gene Ontology annotation, molecular function: DNA-binding transcription factor activity; RNA polymerase II cis-regulatory region sequence-specific DNA binding. Lineage: Eukaryota; Viridiplantae; Streptophyta; Magnoliopsida; Solanales; Solanaceae. Bases 1 to 789 code for a protein of 262 amino acids. Gene Ontology annotation, biological process: regulation of transcription by RNA polymerase II. The record is from RefSeq and is a predicted model, not a curated record. The transcript has 2 exons.